AUGAUCCACAUGCCCCUAAACUACAGGGGUGCUUUGGUAGCUGUCAGCAUAAUUGCUGGUGUAGCAGGCUUCCUACUGCCCACAGGACUUGGUAAAGGCAUCGCUGGUUUCUCCCUUACAGGACUCCUCGAAGUUCAAGUCUUUGCAGUCGGACUAAAUGCCUUCUUGAAAGAAACCCCUCAGCUCAGCAUAAACAACGCUCAGAUGAACAUCGACCUCAUCCAGAUUUCAAAGAAUAGCAAUGAUUCAGCAGCUGUGGCCUUCAUGAGCUACACUAACUUGUCGAGUGUGCUGAAACCCAACCUGUUCAAUACAACUAACAACACAGUGAAAACCAUGAUGUCCACUGUAAUAUCAGCCACACUGCCCAGAACUGCCAAUCAAACGCUCACCACACCAGUGAACUUCACUGUGAAGCACACUGCAGAAAUUGACCCUAGUGGUACACUUUCCUGUGUGUACUGGGAUGCCACUCAAUGGGUUGUAUAUGGAUGUGACCUUCUCCAGACCAACAGCAGUCACUCUGUUUGCUCCUGUGAUCACCUGUCAACCUUCGCUCUCAUCAUGCAGACCAACCCACCCUCAUAUGAUGAGAGUGAUCCAGUCAUGGAGCAGAUCAUCAUGGUGGCAGUGGCAGUGGGGCUGGUGUUCCUCAGCUUGGCUCUACUGACAUUUGCUGUUUAUCGACGGAACCCAAGGGUGACCAACACAGCUCAGAUCAACCUGUGCAUAAGCUUGUUACUGGCCCACCUUCUAUUUCUGCUGACACAGAAAUUCAUGCAUUACAUAGAACCUCAACUGCUGCUGUGUGCAGUGCUGGCAGGUGUUCUGCACUUCCUCUUUCUCUCCGCUUUUGUGUGGAUGUUCAUUGAAGCUGUGCUGCUCUUCAUCGCUGUGAAGAAUCUCACAACGAUCAGAUCAAAGGUGAAGGAGAGUCUUCAGGGGAAGUGGCUGGUUGUGAUUGGAUACGUUGCACCUCUGGCUGUGGUGGGCAUAUCUGCUGUGGUUGUUCCUGAUGGAUAUGGCAGUGAAAGGUGCUGGCUUAAGAAAGACUUUUUGUGGAGUUUUCUGGGGCCUGUUAGUUUCAUUCUGGCUGCAAACACAGUUCUCUUCAUCAGCAUCUUGAUCAUCAUAUUCUCAACUCUGAAAAACAUGAAAGGUGAAAUUUUGAGAAUCAAACGGUCAGAAAGUGACCAGCGACUCUUUAGAAGUGUGGCCUUGAAAGCCAUGAUCCAGUUUAUCAUCCUUGGUUGCUCCUGGAUUCUGGGUUUCUUCGCAGACAGCAGUAAGGCGUUGGAGAUCGUCUUCAUCUUGCUCAACUCCCAGCAAGGCACCUUCAUCUUCCUGGUCCAUUGUGUCCUCAAUCAAGAGGUGAGGCAGCUGUAUAUGAAGUGGUGGCGAGGUCUCCAUGCUGCCCAAUCACUGAGUAUUCAUGAUACCACAACAGCAACAUCAGAGCUCUAG
Messenger RNA from Colossoma macropomum (tambaqui), 1464 nucleotides. Its product is annotated as adhesion G protein-coupled receptor E3-like. The transcript has 9 exons. Gene Ontology annotation, molecular function: G protein-coupled receptor activity. Gene Ontology annotation, cellular component: membrane. NCBI's taxonomy places the organism in Eukaryota, Metazoa, Chordata, Actinopteri, Characiformes, Serrasalmidae. Gene Ontology annotation, biological process: adenylate cyclase-activating G protein-coupled receptor signaling pathway; cell surface receptor signaling pathway. The record is from RefSeq and is a predicted model, not a curated record. The coding region runs from base 1 to 1464 and encodes 487 amino acids.